Hibiscus syriacus is the source of this 948-nucleotide messenger RNA. RefSeq names its product desiccation-related protein PCC13-62-like. NCBI's taxonomy places the organism in Eukaryota, Viridiplantae, Streptophyta, Magnoliopsida, Malvales, Malvaceae. The record is from RefSeq and is a predicted model, not a curated record. Bases 1 to 948 code for a protein of 315 amino acids. The transcript has 5 exons.
AUGGAGCUAGGGAGUCUUCCUAGGGUGGUGGUGAGGCGAACGGAUUGGCCGAUAUCAGGGAAAAUUACGAUGACAGGGUUGAAACCAAUGAAAUCUUACAUCGAAAAUUAUGAUGUUAGUGGUCGUUUCACAUCGAGAGAUUUGAGGGGUUUUGGUCGCCGGUUGCUGGUGGGUCAAACGACAGCCACAACGUGUUGUAUGGCGGCUGGACAGAGCGACGAUGAUAGUUUUGUUGAUGACUUUAGGGACCAACUCUGUUCCGCUUCCUCCACCUCAGUUCCGGCCAUUGGUGGCUUCCACCUUGCCCGCAUUGAGUUAUUUGUUCAGUUGCUCAUAGUCAAAACUGAAUUCUUCCUGCGCUCAAUCGGUCUUCAGAUCAACAAUAUAUCACCGGGGCUGGUCCAAGGCCCUGACCCCAUCGGAGCCACCAACGCCACGGUCGAUAUCCUCACAAGAAGGAUUAUCGAGCAGUUUGCUUUGAGUAACGUCCGACUUAUCAGGGCUAUCGUUAACAGGACACUUCUAAAUGCUCCUCUACAAAGGCCACUGAUUACUGUGACCCCAGCUCGCAUAUUUCUUCUCGCCGUUCGAUUUAUUCUGUCUGUUAUUACUCAAUACGAGGAUACAAUGACUCCUCUGACUGUCGGCACCAACGAGCCACAGCUGCUGGAUGGAAUCAAACGCACCAACGUGGCGGAAUACGGAGCCAUCAACGCCCUACUCUUCCAAAGCGUCAAUACAACGGUACCGCCUACUACAUUAACGGUGGGGAAUCUCACCAACAUUACCGCUGAAGGGGUUAACGUUCUUGGGAGGUGCGGUGCAAAAAACGAAGGUAUGAUCGUCCCGCUGCAACUCGGAGCCGAGAAUCGAACGACCGUCAACGUCGUGCCGGGGGAUGUCAAUUCCCUCGCGGUUGCUCGCACCACGAGGGAGGCCCUGACCUGA